CAGUCGCAUUCGCUGACCAGGCUCGCGUGACUCCAGAUUCCGAGCAAACCGAACACUUCGCAAAAAAGAAGUGAGAAUAAACAACACUCGAUACACACAUAGACAACAGCAAAUAAACCGCCACAAUGGUCCUCAUUACGCGAGCCAUCUCGCUCACCAACUUCCUGGUCGCUUCGUCGGCUCUCGGCUUCCAGGUCUUCGUCCUGUACCCAUGGCACGAGCAGCUGUCCCACGACUUUGAGGAGCUUAAGAAGGAACACAUCCGCGUCCUCGACUAUGUGAAGGGUGUCGACGCCGGCCUGAGAAAGGGACAAGGCGGCGCUCCCGCUGGUCAAUCUAUUCUGGAGAGACUGGGCUACAAAUGAGCGGGGUCAAUCGCCCUCUUUUGGUAGCCCUUGGACUUUUCCUUCUUUUUCUUUUGGGGUUCAAUAAGGGUCGGUCGGUUUGUCUAUCUGUCCAAGUUGUCUUUCAUUUCCACGAUUGCAUGCGAUACUCCCUGAGAGCGAAUUUAAAAAGAGCUUAUUCCCCCCAUUCGCAGCAGCCUUACCCUGUGAUAAUUAUACGACAUCUCAGACCGUCUAAUGGGUCGCCAAUCUCUGAGAUCUCACAUUGGAUUGGCAACAACCUCAACCAGGUGCUUCAAUUGGCGCGAUAUUCUCGCAAGAGUGAGAAGACGUGAUUGAAAUGCCCCAGACUCACAGUAAAGCGAUAAAAAAAACUGGAGGAAAUCCAGUACACCUCCUCAAAUGAGAUCACCUGCCGCAACAGGACUCACUCAAGCCAUCGCUCGGAAACCACCAAGCAUCACGUGGGGCGAGACCCGCUUCACCGCCGGUAAAUACAGCAUCUUCGGAGCCCGCUCCGGAACCGCGCGAGCGAAUCGACGCAAUGAUAAGCGAUUCGAGCGACUCGAUGCAUCACAGGUG
This is a messenger RNA of Colletotrichum acutatum, 926 nucleotides long. RefSeq lists its product as uncharacterized. Lineage: Eukaryota; Fungi; Ascomycota; Sordariomycetes; Glomerellales; Glomerellaceae. The record is from RefSeq and is a predicted model, not a curated record. The coding region runs from base 362 to 679 and encodes 105 amino acids. The transcript has a single exon.